AUGCGGCCAUACCUAACGCCUCGCUUCAGCCACCUCAUGCUAGAGGAAGACUCUUCGGAUCACGAGAGUACUGACAAAGACGAGGCGGAUGGUUCACAGGCCGAGCUGACUAAGUGCCUUGACCCCAGCGCGGAAUCAAAGGAGGAGAUGGAAAGCUGGUUGAUCAGCCAGCUUGCUACAAAACGUCCGACGAUUGCUAUGUGGUGUGAGCAUUGGGCCAGCCGGAUGGACACGGUGACGACGUACGAGGAGCAGCUCAUUAUCCGGUCGCUAUUCUUGCAAAGCCUCUGCAGACUUAUGAGUCUUUCCAGAUCUUGCAUUCCGGGCCUGAGUACAGCGGAGACAGCAGCGGAUGCUUACAUAUUACUCGACAUUGAGGAUGCUGGUUUGAAGGCUCGGGUACCGGAUCCGGAUGCAACUCAGAGGCUGUCAAAUUUGCCGCCUUUUAUAGCCUUCAGCGCUGUCUCGAAUGACUUGUGUCGGAUUGCUGGGAGCCGCAGCCACCUUGUGGACCUUAUUGUUAAGCGACAGGCCGUUUUUUUCCACGGGCUCCUUAAACACUCAACCUUGUGCAAGCUGUCAGCUCCUGUCGUGAUAUUUGAUACUCUUCGCACGCAAGUUAUCCUCGGGGAGGCUAUUGCGAACACCGCAGAAGAUGCCUCCCAGGCGAGGAUACUCGAGGAGCCAAGGAUCGAUCAACUACGGUUGACCAACUGGCAGAUACGGCGGCUUGUCCUUCCUGGGGCGGAUAUCCAGGCUAUUCUUGCUAAUGAGCAGUUAAGGGUCUUCCGCCGGGAUCCUGAUCCGGAUGUCAUUGAUAUGGACUUUGUCGACCUGACCAAUGUUCUCCCUUGCACCCCUUUGAGACACGGCGCGGCGGAUGAGGACGCACAUCAGAGUGGUCUCCUUCGAAGUCUGUUCGGUAGACUGCAACAGCAGGCUAAGGGGGCCGGCAGUUCAUCGUUACAGACCGGAUAUACACAGGUGUUGACACAGAAUGCGGCUGUUGAACAGCCUCCUCCAACGGCUGCCUCUGUUAACGGAAGCCGGCCCAACUCAGUCACCAGCGGUUCCGGUAGUGGAGGAAGGGGCUUGAUGUCACCAGUGCGCGAGCUCUUUAUCGGAAAGAAAUUUGUCCCAACCAAGCGAGGUGCAGAUGGGGCACCUAAGGUAUCUUCCAGGGCAUUAGAGAUGACGAGAGACGAUGUAAGAGAGGCGAUAAGACAAGAAGUCUUGCUGGCGAGGGAUGAUGUGGACGUAAAGAAGAAGGCGAAGGAGGAACUGGAGACCGAGAUCAAGGAACAACUCCGCGAGGCUCUCAAGGGUCUAAAGGCUGAGCUCAAGUCUGAGAUGAAGGCCGAGCUCAAGUCUGAGAUGAAGGCUGAGCUCAAGUCUGAGAUCAAGGCCGAGCUCAAGUCCGACAUGAAGGCAGAUAUCAACCGCAUGUCAGCUGAGAUUGGCGCUGUGGUUGAGACUACUGGAAAUUUUCAAAACGCAUUCGACGAGCUUGCCCAGAUAAACAAGCUCACGUCCAUACUGAAUCGGAAGGACCCCCCCUCGCCACCUCCACCCCCUCCGCCACGUCUGGGGGAAGAGGGAUACCUCAACGUCAAGUGUCCAGCGCAGGAUGGACAGGACCAGCAAGCAUACACCGUCGCCCUUACACGGGCAGCAUGGUUUUAUAUCAAUUAUUUUGGUGACCCGGAUGGCGGCGUUGAUGCUGAUGAGGAUGCAAUUAACGCCACAACGAACAAGUUCCCUCAUUUAUCUUUGGAGCACAUUGUCAUAGCCCUGGACCACAUUCAGAGACUGAAUUAUAAUCGGCCUUUCAGUCUUGGGAUAGAGGAGGCAGAAGAAAAUUCUGAUGCUGACGAAUGA
Diaporthe citri is the source of this 1878-nucleotide messenger RNA. RefSeq lists its product as uncharacterized. The transcript has 3 exons. NCBI's taxonomy places the organism in Eukaryota, Fungi, Ascomycota, Sordariomycetes, Diaporthales, Diaporthaceae. The coding region runs from base 1 to 1878 and encodes 625 amino acids. The record is from RefSeq and is a predicted model, not a curated record.